GCGGUGCUCCGGUCGCUCCCAAACAUGGCCUCCAUGACGGAACGACCGCUUCAACUUUAAUUUUUCGCCAAUUUUCAGAGCAAAAACCGUGUUUUUUCCUUCCACGGUCAGCGGGAAUGUUUGGAGGGAGACCCGUAUCAUGUCAGACUUAUGAAGCAGAUGUUAUCUGUUGGAGAAGUUCCCUGUUGGAUUUAAACACAUCGGUUUAAGUUGGCUGGAAAGCUGGAGAGGAAAAAGAGAAUUGCAUCAAAUCAAAUGCCAUCUGAGGCUCAGUCCCAGGAGCCUCGGGACAGAGGACCGCCCCCUCCCGUUACUCGGGCUGGACGCAGCGCUCAGCUUGCCAAAGCCGCUGCCACAAGCCCCACCCCAGAGAGGCGGUCUCGUGGACGACCUCGGAGAGAUGGAGGCGCUCCGCCUCCUCCACCACCUCCUCCUCCUCCAAAACCAAGGAAGAAGGGGCGGAGCCGAGGACGAGCCCAGGUAGAGGAUGAGGAGAGUAUGGAUGCCACAGAGAAGAACCCACCAGAGAAAACAGAGGUAAAGGAGAAGUCAACAGGAUGGCGCCGGUCCACACCCAGGAGGAAAUCCAACACAAACUCAGAGCCGGACCCUGAACACAGCCAAGACCAGCUCAGUCCAGACCCAGACCCAGACCCAGAUCCAGACCCUGACCCUGAUCCCACAGUCCCAGAGCCCAGUCCAGAACCAGCUCCCAGUGUAGAGGAGGAGGAGCUGGGUGGGCCUGGUCCCGAUCCCGGUCCCCACCCAGCUCCUCCUGCUGACCCGCCCCCACCUGCCAACCCCCAGCCCCCUUCACCAUCCCCUGAUCCAGACCCAGAUCCUGAGGAGGAGGAGGAAGAGGAGGAGGACCAGCCCACCCCCAUGGAGGUGGACUGUACUGUUCCCAUGGAGAUGGAGGAAGUGGGUGUUUUCAGCCCCAUGGAGACAAGCCCCGCCCUCAGUCCCUGCUCCAGUCCUCCAGCGUCACCCUGUCCCCGUCUGGAAGAUGAGGACUCACUGUCCCCCCUGUUCCGGCGCUCGCUGUCUGAAGAGUCCGGCAGCUCGCCAACGCCAAGUCUGGGACACACCAAAAAACGUCUAAAGCAGUGUGCCUUCUGUUACCGUGGCGAUGAACCCCCUCUGGGUCAGGGUCACCUGGUGGUCUUCGGCCCCACGCCGGGCUACAUCCCCCUCCACAUCCUCAACCGUCGCGCCUCCUCUGACCGGGACAAUGACUGCCAUGACCACUGCUACCGCGGCGACCAGGCCCCGCCCAUGUGUAGCAGUCCAGAACAGAGCGAGGCUGAGUCUUCCUCAGAGUUUGUGGAGCAGCUCGGACCCAUCGGCCUUCCAUGUGACAUCAAUGUCCAAUCACUGUUUGAUCCCACAGGUCAGUGCUGUGCUCACCUGCAGUGUGCCGCAUGGUCAGAGGGGGUGUGUCGAGGCGAGGGCCAAUCACUGCUCUACGUGGAUAAAGCCAUCGACUCAGGAAGCACACAGGUGUGCGUGUUCUGCCGUCGGCUCGGAGCGUCGCUGCGUUGCCGAGAGACAGGCUGUGGGCGGAGCUAUCACUUUCCCUGUGCUGCUGCCGCCGGAGCUCAUCAGGACUGGAAUGAAAGACGCACGAUGUGUACAAGACACGCACACAUGGUCUCUUCACAGUGCGUGUCGUGCUCCGGCGGACCUGAAGGUGGCAGCCUGUUGAUGUGCUGUUGCUGUGGUAACCAUUUCCAUGGCAGCUGCCUCGACCCCCCUGUGGCCCCCUCCCCUUUGUGUCGGGCUGGGUGGGAGUGUCCUCAGUGUCAAGUGUGUCAAAGCUGCAGGUUACGAGGAGACGAGAGUGUGUUGCUAGUGUGUGAGCGCUGUGAUAAAGCCUAUCACACCAAAUGCCUCAGUCCGCCAGUGGAAGACACGCCCACCAGCAGCUGGCACUGCAGGAACUGCAGAGUUUGUCGAUGCUGUGGUGUGAGGUCAUCAGGCCAGUGGGCCAAUCAUCCGUUUUUGUGUGAAUCAUGUGACCCAGGCCUGCCCUGCUCUCUGUGUGGCCACGCCCCUGACCUCUACUCACCACAGGACUAUUUGACCUGUACCUGCUGCUAUAGAUGUGUCCACACAGAGUGCAUUGUUCAGACUGGGGAGGGCCGGACAUUGUCUGAAGGUUACAUCUGCUCCACCUGCAGGCCUCAGGAGGAGGAGCUAAGCCCAAACACUCCAGUUCCACAUAGUCCAUCAGUAACAGAGUCCCUCAGUCCCUCAAAGGCACUGUCAGUCUGCCUUUCACAGCCAUCAGGUCCAAGUCACACAGAAGAUCCACCCAUCAGUCCUACUGCUCAUACCCCAGUCCACCUCACCUGUGCAGAGCUCCCACACAGUUCUUCGGAAACUAUCAGUACAACGUUACACCACAGCCCUUCUGCAUCUCCAACCCGUCCUACAGACUUCCAGCACAGUCCUGCACCAUCCCACCAUGAUCUAACCGAACAGCAGCAGAGUCUAGCACCUUCCCACCCUGAUCCCACAGAACGACAAGAAAGCCUAGCACCUUCCUACCCUGAUCCUACAGAACCUCCACAAAGUCCAACACCUUCCCACCCUGAACCCACACAAGUAAAGGAAAGCCUACUACCUUCCCAUCCUGAUCCCACAGAACCUCCACAAAAUCCAACAUCUUCCCACCCUGAUCCCACACAAGGAAAGGAAAGCCUAGCACCUUCCCACCCUGAUCCCACAGAACUACAAGAAAGCCUAGUACCUUCCUACCCUGAUCUUGCAGAACCUCCGCAAAGUCCAGCACCUUCCCAUCCUGAUCUCACAGAACGACAAGAAAGUCCAGCACCUUCAUACCCUGAUCUCGCAGAACAAGAAAGCCUAGCACUUUCCCAUCCUGAUCCUGCAGAACCCCCAAACAGUCCAGCACCUUCCCAUCCUUAUCCCACAGAAGGACAAGAAAGUCCAGCACCUUCCCACCCUGAUCCCACAGAACGACAAGAAAGCCCAGCACCUUCCCACCCUGAUCCCACAGAAGGACAAGAAAGUCCAGCACCUUCUCACCCUGAUCCCACAGAACGACAAGAAAGCCCAGCACCUUCUCACCCUGAUCCCACAGAACGACAAGAAAGCCCAGCACCUUCCCACCCUGAUCUCACAGAACAACAAGAAAGCCCAGCACCUUCCCACCCUGAUCCCACAGAAGGACAAGAAAGCCCAGCACCUUCCCACCCUGAUCCCACAGAAAGACAAGAAAGCCCAGCACCUUCCCACCCUGAUCCCACAGAAGGACAAGAAAGUCCAGCACCUUCCCACCCUGAUCCCACAGAACGACAAGAAAGCCCAGCACCUUCCCACCCUGAUCCCACAGAACGACAAGAAAGUCCAGCACCUUCCCACCCUGAUCCCACAGAACGACAAGAAAGUCCAGCACCUUCCCACCCUGAUCCCACAGAACGACAAGAAAGUCCAGCGCCUUUCCACCCUGAUCCCACAGAACAACAACAAAGUCCAGCACCUUCCCACCCUCAUCCCACAGAACGACAACAAAGUCCAGCACCUUCCCACCCUCAUCCCACAGAACAACAAAGUCCAUUACCUUCUCACAUUGAUCCUGCAGAACCACGACCACACAGUCCACCAUCUUCCCACCCUGAUUCCACAAAACAACAACAAAGUCCAGCAUCUCUCCACCUUGAUCCCCUAGAACACCAGUGUCCUGCCCCUUCUCACCCUAAUCCUGCAGAACUUCCACAAAGUCCAGUACUUUCCCAUUCUGAUCCUGCAGAACUUCAGCAAAGUUUUUCACCAUACCACCCAGAUCCCACAGAACAGGAACAAACUCCAGUACCUUCCCGCAGUUAUUCUGCAGAACUUCAUCCAAGACCCCACCCUGAUCCUAUAGAACCGGAGCAGAUUCCUACACCAUCCAGUCCUGUUGCUGUGGGACUUCAAAGUAGUCCUGCUCCAUCUCAGCUUGAUAUCAUGGAACGGCGACCAAGUCCUACAUCACCCCACACCGAUGAUGCAGAGCCUCACCAAAGUCCUGUACCAUCCCACCCAGCUAUUGCAGAGCUUCAACAAAGCCCUACACCCUCCUACCCAGAUCCUGCAGAGGUUUGUGAAAGUCCUGCACCAUCUCACCCAGAUCCUGCAGAGCUCCAGCCAAGUCCUGCACCACCACAUGCUGAACCCUCAGAAAAUCUACAAAGUCCCGCACCAUCCCACCCUGAACCCUCAGAAAAUCUACAAAGUCCUGCACCAUCCCACCCUGAACCCUCAGAAAAUCUACGAAGUCCUGCACCAUCUCUUCCUGAAUCAGCUGAACAUCUGCAAAAUCCUGGAUCAUCCCAUCCUGAAUCUGCAGAAAAGCUACAAAGUCUAGCACUGUCUCACUCUGGCGUCAAGUUAUUCCAUGAAGAACUUAGACCUUCUGGCCUGGGUUCAACAGAAUCAACUCAUUCUCCAUCUCACCUUGACCUUGCCCAGUCCAAACAACACUCUGUCCCAUCUCGCCCUUCACAAAGACAGCUGCAGGAGACAUUUAAUCUUGAUCCCUCAGAACAGAAAAGCCAUACUGCAUCUUACCACAGUCCUGCAGAACUUCAGGAAAAUAACACCCAGUCUCACAGUGCUAAAAGAGAACUACAACAAAGCCUUACACCAUCUAGUCCUGCUGACCCGCUCAAAAGCCAAGCACAUGAGAUUUCCAUGCAGGAUCAGCAUAGUCCUCGUAUUGAGGAACAACUGAGCCCUGUUCAAUCUGACCACAGCAUUAUCCUCACCUUAAAUUCUGCUGAUGAUAAGGAGACUCCAGUGCAAGGUAGUCCUGUGUCACAUAGUGGUCAUUCUCCACACAGCCCUCCACCAAGCAGUCAAACCCAAGCGACGUUUCAUCGUCCUCCAGUUCACCCAAAUUCUGCACAGUCCAGCCCUCCAUACCACAGUCCUGCACAGGAUAGCAGUCCACAGUUGCAUCAGCCACCCAGUUCUCUGAACCAUGCAACAUCGAGUCCUGCUCAAGUUGGCACAUCACUUCUACAGAGUUCAAGACAGGACGGUGAAUCUACACUGGACCAGGAGAGCCCUGAAUCACACAGCCCUGAUCAGCAGGACAUUUCUACACUGGACCAGGACAUCUCCACACUCUCUUAUAGGGUUACACAGAUCCCAUUUAGCCAUGCCCCACAGAGAUCCAUUUCAGCGCCAUGUAGCCCCUCCUCACACCCUGUCAGACCUGUACAUUGUAGUCUAUCACAACCAGCUAGCCCAAUCCAGGGUGUCUCUUCAGACCCUGUCAGGCUUUUGCAGCAUAGCAUACCUCCGUUUCAGAAAAAUAGGAAUAAGGAAUGCGCCCAAAGCCAUUCCAAGGAGGCCAUGGAGUCUCAGCUGAUGCAGAUGAGUCCUGACCUUGAAGGCCAAACACUGGAAAGUAGCUCCACCUCAGACCUGUCCACAACGCCUCUUUCUAGCCUCAACGUAGAUAGCCAACUCUCAAACCAGCUUCAUCUUGUUCAAAGUAGCACAGGUAGCCUGUAUUGCUCUAGUCCCGUUCAUAAACCUGCCACGCCCACACCAGAAAGCCUUGUUCACAUUAGCACUUCGGCGGACCACAGUAGCCUAACGUUAUCACUUUGUGCUGAUAAAAUGGAGGAAGAUCCUCCACCUGCUAGCCCACUUCAUGAGAGUGCUUCGAAAGACAGCCCAUCAUACUGUGGAGAUGCUAGUCCCAAAUGCAUCAUUGCAAGCUCAGGCAGUACUAGUCCCUUACAUGUCAGUGAAAUGUAUGAUAGCCAAUUGAAGAGUAGUCCUGUGCCUGUUGAAACAGGCCCCACCUACUCCUUCACUCCUCACCAUGACGAAGCUGUUGACCACUUAACCCCACAAACGGGUCCCAAUCAUCUUCACUCUAUUGCUGUUGGUCCAGUCACUUAUUCUAGUCCAGUUCACAUAGAAACUAGCAAUGACUGCAGUCCAGCUGACCCUGUAAAGGAGAGUUCUUCUAUCAUUUGUAGUCUUUCAGAGCAAACACAAAUCCUCACAGGAACAAGUCUCAAACAUCUACAUCUGUCUAACCCCCUAUAUGAUCAAACUCCUUGCAGUCCAGUACAGAUGAGUCCCUUGCAAACUCCAGCUACCUUUAGUCCUCCACACUGUAAGGCAACUGAUAUAAGCCCAACUAGCAGUUCUGUUAGCCACAGUCUGAGCUGUGGUACCUCAGACCUCCACAGUCCACCUAGGUCUAGUCCUGCUGGUCAUGCUAGUCCUGUUUACAUGCAAAGCACCUCUAGUUGUGCCCUCUCAGGCCCAAUCCAAAGACCAAGUCUCUCAGAUAGUCCUGCACAAGCUUCUGUUGGUUAUAUCAGUCCACAUCGUAGCCCAACUCAGGCCAGUCCUGAUCCAGCUCCUGACACCAUAACCAUUGUGGGCCUUACUAAUGUGAGUCCUCUUGAGAACACAGUGGCCAGUUCCAUAAUCCAGAUCUCUGUGCUUCCCAUUGCAGCUCAGGUCCAUUCUGGUCUUGAUAAACAUUUAGAAAGAGCUGAUCAAACCAGUCCAAUGUCUGCCACCUCCCUACCUGUUGACUUGACUUCUUUUAACCCCAGCCAACCCAGUCAGUGCCCGGAUAGACCUGUGAGUCCUCACUCUGUCCCAGACAGGUCUGCUGUUGAAGUCCAUCAGAGCACUGAUGCCAUAAGUCUCAUACAUCAAAAAACCACUACCCCAGAUCAGGCCUCCAUACAGGCUAGUCCCCCGCGGUCUAGUCCCCCGCAGUCUAGUCCCCCGCAGUCUGGUCCCCCGCAGUCUAGUACCCCGCAGUCUAGUCCCUUGCAGGCUAGUCCUGUGCGGACUAGUCCCCCGCAGGCUAGUCCCUUGCAGGGUAAUCCCUUGCAGGCUAGUCCCGUGCAGGCUAGUCUCUCGCAGGCUAGUCCCUUGCAGGCUAGUCCCUUGCAGGCUAGUCUCUCGCAGGCUAGUCCCUCGCAGGCUAGUCUCACACAUGCUAGUCCCAUAUAUGUUAGUUCCGUACACACCACUCCCUCACACGCUAGUCCCACUCAGGAUAACACUGCAAUACCUAGCACUAGCCACAACAGUGAAACCCCACUUAGUCCCAUAUCCACCCUCCCCUUCCAGGCUAGCUCUGCGCCAAGUAGCUCAAUUGGUAGUCCUGUUUGUACCCCUUUAAAAUCACCGUGUCCUAAUCAUAUCGGUCCUGAGCAGCAAGAGGAAAUUUCCUGCCCUGAUCCUUCCAGCUGUUUGAGGUUGGAGGCUAGUCCUGGUCCUGUGUGUCCGUUGCACUAUGAUACGAGGCCUGUUCAUGAUUUCACUGGUCCAGAAACCAGCCCUAGUGACGUACCGCCUGAUACCACCUCUAGUCCUGAGAGACACCAGGAAAUCUCAGAGACAAAGAUGGAGUGUGCAGCCUCUGUAGGCAUGGCUGUAGCUGAGGAGAAUGAGGAGAUGAAGAGGAAUCCUGAGGAGGAUAUGGAGAUGGAGGACCUGAAAUCAGAGGAGAAGCCUGAUGAGAGGACGGAACAAGGAGAAGUAGAAGACCAGGAGAACCAGGAGGAUCUGAGCAGCUCAAGGUGUCUUCCUUCAGAAGUGCAGCUGACCUCUGAUCUCCCUGAAGACCACCAGUCCCCUCCUCCUCGCUCUCCCCUCCUCCCCACACCAUACUCUGCCUUAGCCUCUUCCCCCUCUCCUCCUGGAGCUGGCUCUAAGGAGGCCUCCCCCUGCUCCCCACCUUCCUGUAAGGACCAGAACCAAUCACAGAGCCUGUUUGAACACACCAAAGAUAAGCACCAAUCACAAGCUGAGCCUUCGGGGAAGGAGGAAGAGCCAAUACAGGAGAAGGAGGGGGAGGGGGCUGAGCAGGAGGACCAAUCAGAUGUAGAGGAGGAGGAGGAAGAGGAGGAUGAGGAGGAGGACCCGGUGAGCCCAGUCUUGGACCUGGACCACUCUCUGGACAUGGAGGUGAUGGAGUUGAUGGCGACUCACCUGUCCUCCCCAAGCCCACCUCCCCUUCCCCGCCGAGGGAAGGGGCGGAGUCUCAGGCCUCCCCCCUGCUCCUCCAGGCCAUCAGAUGACCUGUCGAUCAGGCUCCGACAGUCCCCCUUCUCCACCGAGGCAUCUCCUGAGACCUCCCCCAACAGGGCUCCCAUCACCCCCCCUCCACUGUCGCCGCUGACUCCUCCCCUUAGGGCCUCCCCUGUUGUCCGGGAGUCUCCACCCCUCAAGCCCCAACCUCCUCCCACUACAGUGAUCCCCCUGACUCCUAAAAUAGGGAUGGGGAAACCGGCCAUCACCAAGCGGAAAUUCUCCCCUGGCAGAGCCAGGGUGAAGCAGGGUUCGUGGUGGAGUCACCGCAGGGCCGUCAGCCCCCUCUCAUCCUCCCAGGAUUCCACUGGGGAGGGAGGGUGGGACAGCCCUAAGCCCCGCCCCCCGGACUCCCCCCUCUGGAGCAUGAAAGUGGGUCGCAGUUCAGGUUUCCCAGGCAGGAGGCGGUCCCGAGGAGGCGGUGUGGGCGGAGGAAGAGGAGGUCGAGGAAGGAGUCGGCUAAAGACUCAAGACAGCCUGGCAGUGUCUCCUGUAAUGGGUGGCUUUGUGGAGUCGUUUCAAAUGAAGGAGGACGAGGAGAACUCCAUGCACAACACAGUGGUGAUGUUCUCCACGUCAGACCACUUCACCCUCAAACAGGACAUGUGCGUGGUGUGCGGUAGUUUUGGUCAGGGAGCUGAAGGCCGACUCUUGGCGUGUUCCCAGUGUGGACAGUGUUACCAUCCUUACUGUGUCAACGUCAAGAUCACACGGGUCGUCUUGACCAAAGGGUGGCGCUGUUUGGAGUGUACAGUGUGCGAGGCGUGUGGCGAGGCCAGUGACCCUGGGCGAUUGUUGCUAUGUGAUGACUGUGACAUCAGUUACCACACUUACUGCCUGAAGCCGCCCCUCCACACAGUGCCCAAAGGAGCAUGGAAGUGCAAGUGGUGUGUGUGGUGUGUCCAGUGUGGCUCCACCUCCCCAGGUCUUCACUGUGAGUGGCAGAAUAACUACAGUCGCUGUGGACCGUGUUCCAGCCUGAGCCGCUGUCCACUGUGUCAGAGACAGUAUUCGCAGGACGACCUCAUACUGCAGUGUCAGCAGUGUGACAGGUGGGUUCACGCUGCAUGCCAGGGUCUGACCACAGAGGAUGAAGUGGAGUUGGCCGCAGAUGAAGGUUUCGACUGUUCGCUGUGUAAGACUCACGGCCGCAGCUCAUACGGGAGGGCGGACACUUUUGAUUCUCCAUACAUGGCCCAGAUCAUCUCCAGGACCAGAGAGCCCGACACUAAGACGUACACGCAGGACGGAGUGUGUCUCACAGAGUCGGGCCUGUCUCACCUCCAGUCUCUGGUUGAACCUUUGACCUCCCCUCGCAGGUAUCGCAGGUGUAAACCCAAACUGAAGCUGAGGAUCAUCAACCAGAACAGUGUGUCUGUGCUGCAGACCCCAGAACCUGAGCCCUCCACCGAGCAGGAGCACAGAGGUGACCUGGACUGUGACCUGAAAUCUGAUUCAAGCCCCGAACGAGACCACGCCCAUGAUGAUGACGUAACCAAGGAGCCUGAGGUUGCUGAUGGCAACAAGAAGAGAAAGAGGAAACCCUACAGGCCAGGUAUCGGGGGUUUCAUGGUCCGUCAGCGAGGAGGGAAGGCCGGAGGUCCAAGUCGCAUCAAACUGUGUCGGAAAGAUUCAACAGAGAUGCUGCCAGGCCGAGACGAAGGCCUGUUGGAUGCUGACGUUUCCAUGGAGACAGCGCCCUCUGCUGACCAGACGAUGGAGAAGGUAAAGAAGAGGUACAGGAAGAAGAAGACGAAGCUGGAGGAGACAUUCCCUUCGUACCUACAGGAGGCGUUCUUUGGUCGGAAUCUCCUGGACCAGAGCCGACAGGUGGACCGGAGAGCGGGUCCAGAGGUACCAAGCGUCAGCCAACCACAAGCAGCUACAGGGGAAAUGAAAGGCCCUGCCCCCGGAUUACAUCAUGGCCCCACCCCUCAGAAACACAGAGUACUGCCCAUGUCGGAGGAAGCUCUAGUGGAUCUGUCUGAUGUUCUCAACACUGACCCUCACAUACUGGCCACAGGACACACAGGUCAGUUCCAGGUAGAACGUUCUCCAUCUCCGUUUGCUGGUCUGGACAUCGGCUCCAUGGGCGACGCCUCAACGACCUCUGAGCCCACAGGAAGGGGUGGGCGUGGCCAGAGAGCACCACAGGAGGAGCCUCUGGAUGCCAUCCUGAGUCCUGAGCUGGACAAGAUGGUGUCGGAUGGUGCCAUCCUCAGCAAACUCUACAAAAUCCCAGAGCUGGAGGGUAAAGACGUGGAGGAGGUUUUCACUGCGGUUCUGAGUCCAAACAGCAGCAACAACCAGUCAGAACAGAGCCGACACACCGCUACAGGAAGCAAGACGCACACACAGUACACAGCCGGAGCCUUCCCUCGCCUCCCUCUGAUGAACGGCCUGAUGGGAGCCUCAUCUCACUUUCCAAAUGCUCCCAUGAUGCCCAGCGGUGCCCAGGCUGUUUCAGGUUUCAGGAUGCCUCCUCCCGCAGGCCCCGCCCCUGCUCCUCCCACUCUGCUACCUCCAGGUCCCGCCUCUGGGCCGACCGUAGCCAAUCAAGCACUGGCUGAGGGCGAGCAGGAUGUGAUGUCAACAGCUCAGAGGAGCACGUUGAAAUGGGAGAAGGAGGAGACGCUGGGGGAGCUGGCGACGGUCGCACCGGUCCUGUACUGCAAUACCAACUUCCCCCAGCUGAGGGAGCAGUACCCAGACUGGUCCACCAGGGUGAAGCAGAUCGCCAAACUGUGGAGGAAGGCCAGUUCCCAGGACAGGGCUCCAUUUGUGCAAAAAGCCAGAGAUAACCGGGCGGCCCAGCGCAUCAACAAGGUGCAGCUGUCUAACGACCCCCUCAAACGCCACCCCCCCACACAGCCGCCACCUGGGCCCUACGACCCCAUUUCCGUGGAGAACGAGGUGCCCUUCAAGGAUCCGCUGAGGCCCAAAGAGUCGGAGCAGGAGCAAGAGUGGAAGUUCAGACAGGGAGAGGUAAAUGACAGAUGGGGAGCCGGUAAGAAGAGGCAGGAAAAUCUAAAAUCACCAACAGAUAAAGAUUGUCCCUACCAGGCAUCUGUAGCAGGAGGUGGCAAAGAGGCUCUGCAAAUGCGUCAGAAGAGCAAACAGCUGGCAAAGAUCGAGGCCACGCAGAAGCUGGAGCAGGUGAAGAUCGAGCAGCUGCAGCAGCAGAGGCAGCAGCAGCUCAUGGCCUGUCAGCACCUCGCCACCGGCACCAUUUCCCCAGAAACCGGCAGCCGCAGCCCCAUGACGUCCACCCAACAGCCUGUAGCCGGGGGCAACGCCUCCCCCCUCCAGCCCCGCCUCCUUCUGCAGGGGGCACAUGGCUCGGGGUCGGACGACGUCUUCCUUCGCCCCCAGGCCCCGCCUCCUUCCGGUUACUCAUCACUGCCUCACUCCCCUCACCCCUCCUCCCCCCUCCACCAGCCUCCCUCCUCCCCCCAGAUGUUCUCCCCACCUUCCUCCCGACCCUCCUCCCCUUGGGACCCCUACAGUAAGGUGGUAGGAACUCCACGGGCCGCCUCCUCUCAGUCCACCGGAUCCCAGACCCCCCAGAAUCAGCAGCGUCGAAACUCCCUCAGUGCCUCCCCAGCCCACGAUGCACUGGGGUCGCCUGCACCGUCACCUGACUCUAAAGCAUCCGACGUCUCCAGGAGUCUGGGACCACAAACAGGUCUUCAGCAGAUCCGACCUGGGAUGCUGAGCCCUCCCUCUGGAUCUGGACCUGACCUUUCAGCCCGACUCGUCGGACUCAGAGCGGCCGAGCCCUACCAGAGGACUCCUGUAAAUAGUGGUGCAGGACGGCCUGGGGACCUGGUCCAGGGCGGGGUCUUCAAAGCCCCCAUGCCCCCGCAGCACCAGCUCCAGCAGGAGGCCUUCACAGGAGGACGGAGGGACAUGUCCAGACCCGCAGACCUGGGCCUGGACCUGUCCUUCCCCUCUAGCCCGCUGUCUGGCCUGGGCUCCCCCCACCGCAGCCCGUACGCCCAGACCCCCGGCACCCCUAGACCAGACUACAGCCAGCAGAUGCCCGACCCCUUCAGCCACCAGUCACCUUUGACCUCCCGGCCUUCCCCUGACCCCUAUGCCAACCCUCAGACUCCCGGUACGCCACGCCCACAUUCUGACCCGACUUACCUUCCCACCCCACCUGCGCUGCGACUGGACCAGUUCAGUCAGCAGUCCGCCAACCAAAGGCCGUCCCCCUCCCACCCAAACGUGGACCCGUACAGCUCUAGCCCCGGAACACCCCGUCCGGCUGCUACGGACCGCUUCCCUCGAUCCCCUGGGACACAGCCGGUUGGUACGCCGCGACCAUCACCUGACCCCUACACCCAGCAGCCCUCCACACCACGGCCCCAGAAGGCCCCCGAGCCCUUCAGCCAGACCCCAGGGGAAGGCUUCACCACUCAGCCUGCACGAUCCAGCUCAUCCCCCAGAGCUCCAGGGCUGACCGCAGAUAUGGCGGCCUUCACCACCCCCCACCAGUUGCAGCAGUCUCCAGUGCGACCACAGCAGCAGCAUCAGGACUUGUUUCCCAGAACCCCCAGCAGUCAGACCCCAAAGCACACUGGGAUGUCGGAGGACAGCGGCUUCACUGACUCUUUUGAGCAAAGUCACAUAAUAGCAGGCCCUCAGAUGGACAAGAUGACCACCAAUGAAAUGUCAGUGCUGGGUGUGGCCUCUUUAGAUGGACCCAUGAGUGUGCUGCCUCAGCUGGGAGACUCCGAGGAGAAACUCAGACAACGUCAGCGUCUGCGGCAGCUCAUCCUCCGGCAGCAGCAGCAGAAGAGCGCUCUACGGCAGGAGAAGGGUCUCCAGGAGGCGGCCUCCGGAUCUGGGCCCACCGUUUCCCCUGCUGCCGCCGGGCCCGGCUCAGCCACACCCCAUCAGUGGUCGACAGACGACUCUUCCUCAGCCUCUUCUGGUCCCCCUGCGGACCUGUUUGGACGCCCUCCACCACCGUAUCCUGGCACAGUGAGGCCGGGGGCUCCUUCUGGGGCCCCCAGGUUUCCUGCAGGGUUUCCAGGGGACCACCAGAAGAACUUCCCUCCGUCUGAGAGUGCUUUCCCCAGACAGAGUGUCCCCAGAGAGAUGGGAGUCCGAGGACCAGCCCUGAGGUUUGGUGUUCCUCCAGUAGCUCCCACAGGGCUCCCAGACUCCUUCCUCCGUCCUCCCCAGUGUUCGGUGCCUGGACCUGAGGGAGUCCCUGUCCAGAUCAGGAGGGCAAUGCCCACAGAGUUCACAGCAGUCCGACCUCUCCCUGGUCCCAGCGCUCAUCCACACAUGAUGCCAGGUGUCCCCCAGCCUUUCCUCCCUCGCUCGCUCCCCAUCCAGCAGCACAGCAUUAUGGGACAGCCUUACAUCGAGCUCCGACACAGAGUCCCAGAGAACCGGCUCCGGCUACCGUUCUCCCUCCCCGUCGCCCCGGACCCCGAGGUCCCGCUCCUGCACCCCAGAGAUCCCCAUCCUGCGGCGGGCCAGGCCGGUCCAGGGCAGCAGCAGAUGGCAGUGGAGCAGCUGAAUCCCCCUCAGGAUCAGCAGCACCUCGGGCAUGCGACAGCGCUGGCCCAGACCGUGGAGCCCGCGCUCCCAGGGGCUGAUGGGAUAGAAGAACAUCUGGAGGGGGAGGACUCUGCUGUGAAGGACCUAGAGGAUGUGGAGGUCAAAGAUCUAGUAGACCUCAAUCUGAACCUUGACCCUGAGGACGGUAAAGAGGACCUGGACCUUGGGCCCAAUGACCUGCAUCUGGAUGACUUCCUGUUGUCGGGGAAAUUCGAUCUGAUCGCCUACGCUGACCCGGAGCUCAACCUGGAGGACAAGAAGGAUAUGUUCAACGAAGAGCUGGACCUGGGGGAGACGGUGGACGACAAGGACGGGACUGAAAGGAGGGACGGCGGCAGGAAGACUGACAGCCACGCCCAUCCAGCAAGUCAGAUCAAACAGGAAGUGAAGGAGGGAGUGAAGAUGGAGGGCAGGGACGGGUCCAGCAGAGCCCCAGGAGCUGAGGCAGGAGGAUCUGCCCCCCCCUCCAAGGACAAGCUGGAGGACUCGGGUUCUGUGUCCGGGGCCCUCCCAGUGCUCCAGGACCAGGCUCUGCCCUCUGCUGUGGCUCCCAGAGUUCUGCCCCCCAUGGCCCCAGCAGGUCAGCAGCCAGCCUUCCAGCAGAGACCGUUUGGACCCCCCUCCAGUCUGGUCCCUCCUCACCCUCAGGGUCUCCCAGUGUCCCCCCACCCCGCUCUGACCUCUCAGGGGCCUGCCGCCCCACCUCGCCUCCUCCUGAAUCCCCAUACCCAGACUCCACACUUAGGACCCGCCUCUGCUCCAGUCCAGGUCCCGAACCAGAACCAGACCCAGGCAGUUUUCCUUCAGGACAAGUCCAGGCCUCUGCUCCUGGAGGAGCAGCCGCUGCUCCUGCAGGACCUCCUGGACCAGGAGCGUCAGGAGCAGCAGCAGCAGAAGCAGAUGCAGGCUCUGAUCCGACAAAGGUCCACCUCAGAACCCGUGUUGCCCAAUAUGGACUUUGACUCCAUCUCAGACCCCAUCAUGAAGGCCAAGAUGGUGGCGCUGAAGGGCAUCAAUAAGGUCAUGACCCAAGGCAACCUGGGGCUCAACCCCAUGGUCAUCAACAGGUUCCAGCAGGGUACGGGGGUCCCGAUGGGUCCAGUUCCAGAGGCCACACCUCACAUGGGGGGACAGGAUGAGAAGUUGAAAACUCAGAUGGUGCGUCCGAACCCUCCCAGCUUCGGAUCAGGCUUCGUCAAUGAGUCCCAGCGGCGUCAGUACGAGGAGUGGUUGGGAGAAACGCAGCAGCUCCUGCAGAUGCAGCAGCGCCUCCUGGAGGACCAGAUCACCGCUCACCGCAAAACCAAGAAGGCUCUGUCAGCCAAACAGAGGACAGCAAAGAAGGCCGGGCGGCCCUUCGCAGAGGAGGACGCCUCCCAGCUGCGCUUUAUCACCGAACAGCAGGGGGCGGUACAGAAACAGCUGGAGCAGAUCCGGAAGCAGCAGAAGGACCACGCCGAGCUCAUCGAGGACUACCGAACCAAACAGCAGCAGCAGCACAGAGCGCCCGCCCCUCCCAUCAUGCCUCCCAGGCCGCCCCUCCUCCCUCAGACCAUGCUGACCCAGCCCAUUGUCCCUAUGCAGCCCCAUCCGGGCGGCCCCGCCCCACGUGUGCCCGGCAUUCGUCCUGGUUGGACCCCGGGGGCUGGGGUUGGGGGGGUGAUGGGGCAGAGGAUGCCGGGUCAUCUGCCCCCUCAGAUCCCCCCCACGCUGCCUAAUACCCCCCAGGUUCCAACUCACACCCAGACCGGACCCUCAGCAGGCUUCACCCCCAGUCCCAGGGGUCCGACCGGAGGUCCCAACGGAGCAGCAGGGGACGGAGCUGCCCCCACCCCCCAGGUGAAGUUCGACGACAACAACCCGUUCAGCGAAGGAUUCCAGGAGAGAGAGAGGAGGGAGAGGCUGAGAGAGCAGCAGGAGAGGCAGAGGGUCCAGCUGAUGCAUGAGGUGGAGCGUCAUCGUGCUCUGCAGCAGAGGCUGGAGCUGGAGCAGCAGGCUCUCCUGGGGGCCCCCAUAGGACCGGGAGCCCGGGUAGCCCCCCCUUCAGGACCCGGGGUGGCAGCGGGUCUGAACCCGUCCGCUUCCAUUGGGGAGGGUCUGUCCCAGAUGCCCUUCUUCAGCUCAGAGCUGCCCCAGGACUUUCUCCAGUCCCCGCCGGCCUCCAGACCUCCACUGCAGCUCCAGGGCCAGCAGGGGGCCCCUAUCCCACCGCAGGGAGCCCCUCACCAGGGCUUCUCGGGAGGACCCCACCCGACCCCUGUCAACAUGCCUUCGUCCAGCCUCCAGACCAGACCGAAGCUCCUGGGCCCCACUGGCUCCUCUGUCCAGGGACAGGGAUGCCCGGCCGGGGUGUCAGCAGCAGGACUGACCCCCUCCCAUCCUCCAGGUCACAGAUUUGGACCAGACUCAGCCUCCUCCUCCCCCUCCCCCUCUACCCCUCUGCCCCCCUCAUUCCCCGGGGGUUCUGGAGGCCCCGCCUCCCUCAUCCAACUGUACUCCGACAUUAUCCCUGAUGACAAACCAAAGAAGAAGAGGUGCAGGAAGAAGGACGGAGAUGACGCAGGGGGAGGGGCCAGGACGCCACUGUCAUCACACUCUGAUGACAUCACAGCCCCGCCAACUCCCUCCAUUUCUGAUACUGCUUGUUCCACACCCACCCGGGGAGGCCCGGACCAAUCAGAUCUAUCAUUUCCUCAGAUCUCCACCCUCUCCGGUCUGGCACCAUCGUCAGAGCUGGAGAGGCAGCUGUCCGUCAGCGCUGCAACCCAGGAAAGAACCUCCAACCUGGGCAUGGAGUCCCAGAGAGCCCCCCCGUACGCUGCUCAUCUGGAGGUCAAGGAGGAGCGGGUGGAGGGCAGAGUCUGUGGAGAAGAUGUGGUGAAGAUGGAGGAGGGUGAGGGUUUCAGUUCUCCUCCUGGUGGAGGAGAUGGAGGGAAGGAGCUCCUCCGACACCUCCUGAAGGACAAGACCUCACCUGCCACCACACCGUCACCCACCAGACAGGCCCCGCCCACUGGACCGGCCCCGCCUGCCGCUCACCGACAGCUGUCCGUCGAGAGCACCCGGUCUGAGGAUGAAGACGGGCCUGGUUUCCAUGGCAACAUGGUGGGCAUGGACAGUCCAGGUCCAGACCUCAUGGACCCAUCUGUCAGGAAGAAGCCUCAGCGCUGUAAGAGACAGGCCCGGCCCGACAAAGAGAGGGCACCUCCCAAAUACAAGAGGAGGAAGAGGGAGGAGGAGGACAAGAUGCUGCAGUCGUCCAACAGCGCUUCCUCCUCCUCCACUGACCCUCUGACUCACCUGCGACAGCUGUCGGUCCUGCCCCUCAUGGAGCCAGUUCUGGGGGUGGAUCUGAGUCUGUUCCCCCCAUAUGGAAGCUCGUCUCUGGGCAGAGACUCCAGACUGAGUGGUUCCUUUGGAAACGCCUGUUUAGACGGAGUCACCGACUACUACUCACAACUCAUAUACAAGCAGAAUAACCUGAGUAACCCCCCCACCCCUCCGGCCUCGCUGCCCCCCACACCUCCACCUGUCGCCAGGCAGAAUUUGGUGAACGGCUUCGCUACGACAGAGGAGUUGGCCAGAAAGGACAUCACCGAGCAGGAAGUGAAAGGUGUUUCGGGGCUGAAGCAAAAAGGGGAGGAGCUGUUGGCUCUAAACCAUGCCUCCAGAACAGUAGAUGUCCCUGCCUCCCUGCCAACUCCACCCCACAACAACCAGGAGGAACUCAGGGUCCAGGACAUGUCGGACCGCAACAGUCCAGACGGUUUCAUCCCGUCGUCAUCUCCAGAGAGUGUGGCCGACGUGGAGGUCAGCAGGUACCCCGACCUGUCCUUCAUCAAGCUGGAGCCGCCGUCACCCUGCCCUUCGCCUACAAUACCCAUCAUGCCCUGUGCCAGGGGCAAAGGCUCUGCGGUUAAACAGGAAGUGAAGGCGGAGCCUAACCAUCAGGGCCCUCCCUCCUGCUCCAACACUGACCUUGUAACCAUAGCAAUAACGCUGAACCCUGUUGCAGCUCAGAACGUUCCGGGCGUCAUGGCUGCCGUGGCCCAGCUCCUGCGGCUCCCGGUCCCGGUCAACUACCAUCUGAACAGAGCCGGUGGUCCUGAACGCAGCUCUUUGGCUCUGCUGGCCGGGGUCCGAGUGCCACUGAUGCAGGCUUCAACAGGAAACAGAACAGUGAGACCUCCAGCCAACAACGGCAACGCCAUCAGACUGGACUACAGCCAACCUGCCGCCGCUCGGCCUGACUGCUGCAGCCACUGCAAGGUGCUGCUGGGAAACGGAGUCCGCAUCGUGAAGGAGCUCAAACAGGAGGGUCAGCCCAGACCAGGACCCAGCCUGGUGUUCUGUAGUCCCACCUGCUCAGCCCGACACAUGUCUGACCUGCAGAACUCAGCCCAAAAGGUUGGCCCCGCCCCCAUCCCACAGCUCCCCUCUAGCAAAGUGCAGCACCAGUAUGCCAACAAUAUGUCAUCCAUCGCUGUCCACACUCUCCCUCACAACACCCCUUCUGCUGGCCCCGCCCCCUCUCCUCCGCUGUCCUUCCCCCCGGCCUCUGCUAUCACCAUGGAGACCAAGCCCCGCGUGGACAGCCUCAAGGUGAAGGUGAAGUUAAAGCCCCGCCCACGAGCCGUUCCAGGUGGAGAUGACCCUCUUACAUCACGACAUGGGAAGAGGAUGAAGAGCUCCCGUUGGAGACGCUGGAGCAUUAGCAUAGCACUGAGCAGGGGCCCUUGCAUCCCCAAUGAGGCAGUUGCUAUGCCGACAGAGGAGGAGCUGAAGAACUUGGGGGCGUGUCUUCGUCCUGACCCGUUACCCAAAGAUCAGCGACGCUGCUGUUUCUGUCACCAACAGGGAGAUGGACUGACGGAUGGCCCUGCCCGCCUGCUGAACCUGGACCUGGACCUGUGGGUUCACUUGAACUGCGCUCUGUGGUCCAGCGAGGUGUACGAGACUCAGGCCGGCGCACUGAUCAAUGUGGAGCUGGCUCUGAGACGAGGCCUGACGCUGCGCUGCGCUCACUGCCAACAGACCGGCGCCACGAGCGGAUGCAACCGCCUGCGCUGCACCAACACCUACCACUUCACCUGCGCUCUGCAGGCACACUGCACCUUUUUCAAGGAUAAGACCAUGCUCUGUCAGCUCCAUAAGCCCAGGACGGGCCUUCUGAGCGGGGACAGGUCGUCCAGUGCCUCCCCCUCCUCCACCCCAGGGCCGACCCCUGACCCCAUAGUGGCGUUGACGUCCGACCCGUACGACUCGGAGCUGCGAUGUUUCUCCGUGUUCCGGCGGGUGUAUGUGCAGCGUGACGAGGCGCGGCAGAUCGCAGCCGUGGUGCAGCGCGGCGAGCGGCAGCACACCUUCAGGGUGGGCAGCCUGCUGUUCCGCGCCGUCGGCAGGCUCCUCCCACAUCAGCUCCACACCUUCCACAGUAAGACGGCCAUCUUCCCCGUCGGUUACCACGCCAACCGCAUCUACUGGAGCAUGCGCCACGGCAACAGACGUUGUAAGUAUAUGUGCUACAUCGAGGACAAGGACGGCGAGCCGCUGUUCAAAGUCAGGGUGGUGGAGAAAGGACACGAAGACCUGAUCCUGACUGGACCAACACCUAAAGCUGUUUGGGACCAGAUCCUGGAGCCGGUGUCUCAGAUCCGGUCCUCCAGUGGGACUCUGAAGCUGUUCCCGGUUUAUCUGAAGGGAGCCGAUCUGUUUGGACUGACCUCAUCUGCAGUGACCAGGAUCAUCGAAUCUUUGCCGGGGGUGGAGGCCUGUGAGCGCUACACCUUCCGUUACGGCAGGAACCCUCUGAUGGAGUGGCCUCUGGCCUUUAACCCGUCUGGUUCUGCUCGGUCUGAGCCCAAAGCCAGUCAGGCCAAAAGGCCCAACCUGCUGACCAGCAUCGCCCCCCGUUGCCAGGGCUCCGUCGGCUCCAUCGUCGGCCUCGUCCCCGGCGUCAUCUCUCUUUCCCCGGGUGAGACGGUGGCCGGAGCUCACCAGGGCCGCCACUCCAAGUCCUCCCAGUACCGCCGCAUGAAGGCGGAGUGGAAGAGCAACGUGUACCUGGCCCGCUCCGGAAUCCAGGGUCUGGGUCUGUACGCCGCCAGAGACAUUGAGAAGUGCACCAUGGUCAUCGAGUACAUCGGCACCAUCAUCAGGAGCGAAGUGGCCAAUCGGAAGGAGAGGCUGUACGAGUCACAGAAUCGGGGCGUGUACAUGUUUCGAAUCGACAAUGACUACGUGAUCGACGCCACCAUCACCGGAGGACCUGCCAGGUACAUCAACCACUCAUGUGCUCCGAACUGCAUCACAGAGGUGGUGACAGUGGAGAAGGAGAACAAGAUCAUCAUCAGCUCCUGCAGACGCAUCCAGAGAGGAGAAGAGCUGUGUUAUGACUAUAAGUUUGACCUGGAGGACGAUCAACACAAGAUCCCCUGUCACUGUGGAGCCGUCAACUGCCGCAAAUGGAUGAACUGAACACACACAUACACAAAUACACAACUGAACACACAAAUACACACAACUGAACACACACAAAUACACAACUGAACACACAUUGUAACACAGGCAGCUCUCUCUCUCUCUCUCUCUCUCUCUCUGUUUCUCUCUCUCUCUCUCUCUCUCGCUUUAACUUCAUAUCAGAAUUUAACAAUGAUAAACAGAUUUCUAAAGGAGGGGGCGGGGUUAUAUGUGGUUGGUUGGGUGAGUGAUCGACAGGUGAGGGGCAGGCUUUGUGAAGAGGCUGGUCCUCUGCGUGUAAAUUGCGUGUACAAACGAGCACAGAUGUAAAUGUGAGUGGAAACACCACUGAAACAGCAGAAUGUCGUCUUCGUCAUUGUUCUCGGGUUAAACUUGCACUAAAAACAGAAAAAACACAAAAACUCAAUAAAUUUCCAGACAAGCGU
Sphaeramia orbicularis (orbiculate cardinalfish) is the source of this 20567-nucleotide messenger RNA. RefSeq names its product histone-lysine N-methyltransferase 2C-like. Lineage: Eukaryota; Metazoa; Chordata; Actinopteri; Kurtiformes; Apogonidae. Gene Ontology annotation, biological process: positive regulation of transcription by RNA polymerase II. Gene Ontology annotation, cellular component: MLL3/4 complex; nucleus. The record is from RefSeq and is a predicted model, not a curated record. Bases 256 to 20139 code for a protein of 6627 amino acids. The transcript is spliced from 79 exons. Gene Ontology annotation, molecular function: protein binding; histone H3K4 methyltransferase activity; transcription coactivator activity.